AUGAAGAGAAAGGCCGAGAAGCAGCAGGAAGCUGCUCCGGUCAGCGCUGUCAGUGCUGUCAGUGCGAUUGCAGCACGAAGGGCUCAACUGCAGCAGAGUCAGAUACCUCCACUGCAAAACACGAACUCCGCUCCCGAGUCAGAUGAGGAACCUCCGGCGAAGAAAGCGCGGCCGUCCCCUGCCCGAGAGACGAACGGACGACAGGAAGUCACUCCGAAAAAGGGAUCAAGAGGGAAAAGUGGACAACAAGCAACAGUAAAAAGCGCAGAAAAAAAGGUCGAAUCCACGCCGCAAACACCAGAUCUCUCAUCUGCCAGGGUGACUGCUAGUGAUGUCUCCGAUGAAGAGUCGGAAGAAUAUACCAGCGCCAUAUCUGAUGGCGGCGAAGAGAAUGAGACCGGUCUUAGCGGUGAAGAUGAGCAGGGCUUCGAAUCGCCCUCCAAUGUGCCCGAAGAGAUCGAGAAUUUCACGCUCUCAAAGACCCGUCUGAACAAAACCAAUGUCGUCUACAGCGAUGAGCGCGUGCUUUGCGUUCGCAUAAAAGAGAAGAUGAACCUUGUUCUUAUCGGAGUAUACGACAUUUGGGUCAAGAGAGGUGUGAUCAGCUUGAUGGGCGCAAAGCUUCAUCCCUCCCCCAAGCUGUACCGAGUGUACGCGCCAUCAACACAUUCCCUUCCCGUGAUCAAGUGCGUUUCCGGGGUUGAAGGGUAUGCGGAAGUUGAGAUCCAGUCCAGCCACAGUGGCAUCUACCGCCUAAAGGAGUUGUCGCCGCUAUAUCAUCGAAUAUGGAACAGCGGUGAGACUGCUGCGGAUAAGGUGACACUGAAAGGAAGCUCACGACGGACAUUUUCAGUGCUGUAUACUUCGUCGGAUGACCCUCUUAAACGCCAUCUACGACCCCUGCAUCUGGAGAAGAAAUGGAGCGCAACCAUUAAAGUCCUGUCGCAACGAGGAAGCAGCCUGAGAGUGUUGAUAUGUGGGCCCAAAGGGUCAGGCAAAUCAACUUUUAGUCGAUACCUCUUGAACCACCUUCUCAGUCCAGCGCCCCAGACUGAGGGGGGAUAUAGUAAUCCUGACGGAGUCGCUUUCCUCGAUCUCGAUCCCGGACAGCCAGAAUUCUCUCCAAUGGGAGAAAUCUACCUGGCUCACCUGCGUGAGCCUACCUUUGGACCUCCUUUUUCACAUCCCACGCUAGACCGCUCCAGCAACGGGAAAAUUGUUCGAGCUCACCAUAUUGGAGCAAAUUCACCAAAAGAAGACCCCGACCACUACGUUAUGGCCGCAAUGAACCUUAUGGAUCAAUAUCGCGCACUACUGGCAACCUAUCCGCAAUGUCCACUCAUCAUCAAUUUCCCGGGAUGGAUAUUUGGCCUGGGCCUGGAGGUGGCUAUGUGGCUUGUCCGAUCUCUAGGUCUCUCAGACGUUGUAUACAUGAGCGAGAAGGGGCCUUCAGAGGUGGUAGAGCCAUUGGGUCACGCGGCUGGACAGGCCAGGGUUCCUUUGACAACACUGCCAUCCCAACCAAUAGAUUACGUGACCAGGUCCAGCGCCCAGCUUCGCUCGAUGCAAAUGCAGUCCUAUUUCCAUAUGUCACAACCAGACGGAUGCCAGAAUCCUAUCUGGUCUGAGAUCCCUCUUGCCUACAGCAAACCUAUUCUCGUUGAUUAUGCGGGUCCACGGCAAGGGAUCCUAGGCAUUAUGGUGCUUGGGAAUCGGCACGAUCCGGACUUAUUGCGUGGUAUUCUUGACGGGGCUAUAGUCUCCAUCGUCGCAGUCGAGAGCCUAAAUGCCAUUCCGGGUUAUUUAAAUAAGCCGGACCAUCGCAGAAACGGGGCAGUUGAAGCGAUUGACGCCGAUGCAGAAGAGGCAGGCAUGCUCGAGGACGAAGACCAAGACGACGUUGAUAAAGAUGUCGAUAUGUCUGACGUCACCGGUACAACACUCGCCCAACAGUUGAAGGAGUCGUUGGAGCCCAACAUCACCCGCACAUCUGGCGAAGAUCUCCCUUACCUCUUUUUCGGAGCCGGGAGCUGUACGCCCCUGGAUCCCAAAGGCUCUCGUUCCCUGGGCCUUGCACUUGUCCGCGCGAUCCAUACAUCGAGUCGCAAACUCGAGUUAGUGACGCCUAUCCCGAGUUCCAAGAUUCUGGAGGCCCUUAAGCAGGGUCAGGGACUCGUCAUCGUACGAGGCCAGCUGGAUAACCCGGACUGGGCUAUCAGCGAAGAGUACCAUGCCGCUCGCGCGGCUGAGCAGCGGCAUCUUUUGUCAGUUGCCCGAGCGAAGAAGCGCAAGCAGCAAGAGACAAACGGGAAAGAUAGCGCGAAUAAUGAAUCCGAUCGGGAGCAGCAAAACGAAUGUCGCGGCGGCUGCGGGAGCGAGUGCGACGUGCGAGCAAGGUGCCUUGGAUGA
Molecule: messenger RNA, 2409 nt
Organism: Rasamsonia emersonii CBS 393.64
Lineage: Eukaryota; Fungi; Ascomycota; Eurotiomycetes; Eurotiales; Trichocomaceae
Product: Polynucleotide 5'-hydroxyl-kinase grc3
Exons: 5
Coding region: 1-2409 (802 amino acids)
Biological process (GO): cleavage in ITS2 between 5.8S rRNA and LSU-rRNA of tricistronic rRNA transcript (SSU-rRNA, 5.8S rRNA, LSU-rRNA)
Cellular component (GO): nucleus
Molecular function (GO): polynucleotide 5'-hydroxyl-kinase activity
Source: RefSeq, a predicted model, not a curated record